Solea senegalensis (Senegalese sole) is the source of this 3935-nucleotide messenger RNA. RefSeq names its product prominin 2 (gene prom2). NCBI's taxonomy places the organism in Eukaryota, Metazoa, Chordata, Actinopteri, Pleuronectiformes, Soleidae. Gene Ontology annotation, cellular component: cilium; cell surface; prominosome. The record is from RefSeq and is a predicted model, not a curated record. Bases 238 to 2808 code for a protein of 856 amino acids. Gene Ontology annotation, molecular function: cholesterol binding. The transcript has 24 exons.
ACCCUCCUCGCUGUGCCAGUGUUUCCCAGACUCGCACACAGUCAACUUCACAAGUUGUCAACACAGUCGGACGAUAUCAAGUUUCUACAGGUCUGCAAGUCUGUGUGUGUGUGUGUGUGUGUGUCUGAAUUACUGGAGCGCAGAGCAGUUGCAACUGUCCUUCACUGUCCGGCCAAGAGUUUAUAUGAAGAUGCAUUUCAUGUAUGCCCUUUAAACAGGGCAUACUUGAGUGAGAGUAUGAGGGCUUGUAGGCGGCCGAGCAGCGGUGGAGCACUCAGAACCGUCGUCGGAGCGAUGCUGCUGACACUUGGCCUGUCCCAGUCUGGCCCUCAACAGACUCCCUGUAUGGCUGGUGAUGCUCGACAGAACCUCACCCAGCUCAAGUACUUAAUGUUUCAGAACAGGACUGCUUCUAGCUUCAUGACGCCUCUGGUUGAAUCCUUCCUCCAAACUGUCCAGCCAUACCCAUUUCCUAUAGACCUGAUCCUGAAACUAGUCCGUGAAUUCUCAUUGACAAAUUCACAAUUAAUUAAGGAAGUCAUGCUGCACGAAGUGGGCUUCCUGGUAUGUGCAAUAUUUGGCAUCCUGUACAUCAUUCUGAUGCCCAUAAUUGGCAUCUUCUUGGCGUGCUGCCGCUGCUGUGGCAAGUGUGGGGGGACGAUGCACCAGAAGCAGACACCCUCUAUUCACAGUAGCAGACGAUGUCUCUACUGGUGCACGAUUGCUGUCACAGUCAUCAUCCUAGCCGGGAACGUUUGCAUGUUCAAAAGCAAUAAAGACCUGAAUGUGGGUGUGACUCAGAGUCCUACACAGCUCAACACGACUACACGCAACAUUCAAACGUUCAUCACGUCUGUGCCUCAGCAAAUUCAGUCCGUGGUGAACGAGAGCUUCACAACCAUCGACAGGAUUGCCUCAAACCUUAAUGACAUCGGGCCUCAGUUGGGCUCAGUCAUCCAGGAUCGAUUCCGUGGACAUAUGGACCCAGUGCUGCACUCGCUGAGGCUGCUGAACGAAGGGACCACAAACUUCAGCGCUCAAUUACAGGAGCUGAACUCAUUUUUGACCCAGCACAGGACCACCAUGAACCUUCUGCAGAGGGACAUCACUACCAUCAGAUAUGCCAUCACUGCCACUUUGAAUAACCCGGCCUGUGUUGGCUGUGCCUUAAUAAGGCCAGUUUUACAGCCACAGGUAGAUCGUCUGACACUGGGCGCAAUCGUUACUCCCAACACCGAUGGUCUUGUGGCAGGAAUGACUCAAAUCAACCAAACUGAUCUCCCAUCAAAAAUCGUGGAGAUCGAACGCUACUUCAACAGCAUCCCACAGACCGUGAACACUGAAACCAUGAAUGUAGUGCAACAAACCACCCAGGUGCUGGAGAACGUCAAAACCCAGAUCUCAAAUAUCAUCAGGACCUCCCUUUCUGCUUUCAUAAAUUUGUCAGAGCUUCCAACUCAGCUGUACGCAGACACAAUCGGUAAACACAGCUCCACGAUCGAGUACGCCGAGGACAUUAGGUACAAGUUGUGUAUUGUUCUGUGCUGCGUGGUGGGCCUGGUGGUGAUGUGUAACCUCCUGGGUCUGGUUCUGGGUCCUCUGGGUUUGAAGCCCAAAACGGACCCCACAAUGCGCUCCUGCAUGGCAGACAGCGGAGGCACCUUCUUCAUGAUGAGCGCAGGGUUCAGCUUCCUCUUCUCCUGGCUGAUGAUGGUACUCGUGCUCGUGCUCUUCCUGUUGGGAGGACACGGUCACACUCUUGUGUGUCGGCCGUGGAGCAGCGGACAACUGUUCCAGUUAAUUGAUUCUUCGGGAUUGGUUCCAAACAUAAGUCAGGUGUUGGGAUUGAGAAGCAAUAUCAGCAUCGCACACAUCUACAGAGGCUGUACGGCAAACCAGACUAUUUGGAAAACACUCCUCAUGCAUGAAGUGAUAGACCUCGACCAAGUCUUCAGUACAACUCAAUACUUGGGGGACAUACAGCAGCAGUUUGACGCUAUGCACAUUGGGUUGCCUGCCAUCACUUUCCUGAGCCCUGAAGUGAGAGAGAACCUCGGAAACCUCUCCAUCAUUACAAACGGAAUGAACUCCACCCUUAUCACACAGCAGAUUAACACCGUGUCCAACAUCAAUCUGAAUACAUCAGCGGAUGCACUUGUGAAUGCUGGAAUUGCGACUGACCCGCCCACUCAAACAAGACUCCAAAACCAUGCCAACGACUUGAGGCAGAUUCAGGCCAGAAUAGAAACAACCCUCAUCCCACAAAUGACACAACUUAACUCAAGUGUCACAGUCCUUCGCACCAAGGAACAAGAAAUAGAGGCAUCAGUGGCGGUGUUGCUGGCAAACGUGGCUGCAGCAGAAGGCUUCUUCAACACAGAAGCAGCAGCGGUCGUCAGGAACGAAAGCAGCUCGUUCUUAGACUGUCAGCUGGCUCACUUUGACCAUUACAAUGUGUGGGCCAGACUCAUGAUCACAGAGCAGAUGGGAUUUUGUAAGCCUGUUGCAGAGACUGUGGACGCUGUGGAGGUCAUCCUCUGCUCGUACCUGCUGGAGUCUCUGAAUGCGUUCUGGUGCAGUAUGGGCUGGUGCCUUUUCUUCCUCAUCCCCAGCAUCAUCUUCACUAUCAAACUGGCCAAGUACUAUAGGAAAAUGAAGUUGUCUGAUGACUAUGAUGACAACGUCAUAGCAAGCAAACUAAAUAUAAGCCCAAACGAAAAUGAGCUGAGCGACCGAGACACACAGUACUGGGAAGAGCACACACAACCGUCGCCUCCCGACCAAAGUUACACUGGGAUACAGAUGUGACACGCGAGCGACAAAAGUUCACUCACACUGUUCACUACACAGAAAACUUGAGGCUGAGGUAAGGGAAAGAAAAUAUAUCUGUAUUUUAUGUAGCACUUUUCUAGUCUUGAUGACCACUCAAAGCUGCUUUACAUGACAGUUCUGCCAUUCACACCCUUUCACUCACACCUUUCAUACGUUCACACGCAAGGAGCUAGCGGAGCCGGGAAUCAAACCCACAACCAGGGAUGCCAGCUGAUGUAGAAGACUGAAAGGGAAGAAGGCGUUUCUUCAUUUGUACGUCACUCACUGCCUUCACUGACAGCACUGGUCAUGAUUAGGGCUGCAACUAACGACUAUUUUCAUAAUCGAUUCAUCUUGUUGAUUAUUUUCUCGAAAUGUGUCAGAAAAUGUUGAUCUGCGUUUCCCAAAGCUGGAAAUGAUCCGAAAUGAUUCAGUUUUUAAUGAUUUCUUUGUCAAAUGGAGCAAAGAAACCAGACAAUAUUCACGUUUAAGAAGCUGGAAAAUGUAAACGUUUUUUUUUUUUAUUAUUUAUUGAAAAAACACUCAAACCGAUUCAUCGAAUUAUCAAAUUAGUUGAUAUUUAAUAUAUUAUAUAUUUAUAUUUAAUUAAUAUAAUUGAUUAAUAAUCGAACAAUGGUUGCAGCCCUAGUCCUGAUACAUUUCAUUCCUCACACAUUGUCUUUGAGAAGGACCUCAGGACACAAGAGAAUCUUCAGGGAUUAUUAUUAUUUUUUUUGAGCCGUUUGAACUUUCAAUAUUUUUUGCAUGUUUUAUAUGUUUUUGAUGUACAAACAGAGCGUGCUGCUAGAUCCUGAGAGCAUAAUUUAUUAGUGUUGAGCUGAUUUUUUUUAGUCAUCGUAAAGGAAAACAAUAGAAAUAAGCUUCUGAGACCAAAUUGAAUCACUACAUUUCUACACUUUUUUUGUGUGCGUGACAAUUACUGAACUCCAUAUUGUCAUGUCUUUUUUUUGUAAACGAGUUUGAUAAUGUGUUUUUCUAUGUUUUAAUUUCAACUUUCGAAAAGAUUUAUCUUGGCUGUGAUUUAUUAAAAACAAAAAAAACAAAAAAGGCUACUGUGAAUAGAAAAAUUGUACUGGACGACAAAUGAACAAAUGUGAGUGCUG